Messenger RNA from Oikopleura dioica, 3636 nucleotides. The record is from the annotation of a GenBank genome assembly. NCBI's taxonomy places the organism in Eukaryota, Metazoa, Chordata, Appendicularia, Copelata, Oikopleuridae.
AUGUUCGGCAAGCGAAGACGGGAGAGCCUAUGUGCGUCGAAUAUCGCGACAGAAGAGAAUAAAAUGACGACGGUCCUGCGAAUCCGUCCGACCGCCGGGAUCGACGACUACGACGAUAAUUACCUCCGUAUCAACCAGUUUGAUUCGGAGGUAACGCUUAUCCCUCCGGAGUUUCGACCAGGUGCUCCGGCGGAGAAGUUCAAAUUCGACCAGAUCCUCGGCCCGGAAGUCCAACAGCCAGAAGUGUUCAAAAACACCGUCAACAACCUGGUCAAGGCAGCGUUCGAUGGAAAGAACGCCUGCCUCUUUGCUUAUGGCGCCAGCGGUUCUGGAAAAACUCACACGAUGAUGGGCAAGCCAUCUGAUCCAGGAGUUAUUCCACGAACCCUGGAAUUGCUUUUUAAGGCUGUGGGCGGCCAGAUCGAUGAGAACGAACAGCUCAUUGCGACAGGGAGCUGUUCUAUUCGAGAGGGGACGAAAAGCGAGCUGAAAGAGAACGAGAAAGCUCGUCUCGAGGUGCGUCAGCUCGCCAAGGGCGCUUCGUCGAAGAAAGGACCUCGUCGAUCGAUCACGUCAGUUCCCGACGAGCCUUUCCAGCAGCGACUAGACGAUGUCGACUUCGAAAUCGACAACGAUUCGACAUACGUCAUCUACGCUUCGUUUUACGAGCUCUACAACGAAAAGGUCUACGACCUGCUCGUUCCGAUGCCAAAAGAUAAGAAGCGAGUGGCGCUGUCGGUGAAGAUGGACCACAAAGGCGCCUACGUGAACAAGCUCCGACAGAUUCGAAUUAACUCGCCGCACGAAGCGCUCACUCUUCUGAAGGCGGGUCAACAAGGUCUGACUACUGGAGCUACGCGUCUCAACUCCGACUCUUCACGAUCGCACUGCUUGUUCACCCUGCGCAUCGCGAGAAAAGUCAACAAGCAUGCCUUCCAAGUGUCCAAUCUGGCCUUUUGCGACUUGGCUGGCACUGAGCGCGGAAAGAAGCUUGGUCGCGCCGACCAAAAGCUUCUCAGCGAAUCGAAGACGAUUAACAAGUCGCUAAUGCAGCUGCGACUUGUCAUAACCGAUCUUCAAGGGCUUCAGAAGAACGGAAACAAAGUCGUCUCCUUCCGAAAUUCGAAGCUGACGCAGCUGAUGGAGCCGUAUCUCGUUGGACAUUCGAUGACAUGCAUCAUGAUCGCUGUGUCCAACGAUCCAGAGAUCUACGACGAUACGCAGCGAUCGUUAGAAUUCGCCUCAACGGCCCAACAGAUUCAAAUGGGCCUCGAUCGUCACGGCAAGAAGCUGAAAGAGUCUGCGAAGCUCAAUCUUUCUCGGGUUCCAUCGCCCGAGGAAGAAAUUGAGGAUACGAUGCAUCAAGACGAGCACGAAAUCGAUGACCCCUACGGCGUCGGCACUGACUUUUCCGACUGGACGAAGCAGGAUGUCAUCGACGAUCUCGUCUACUAUAUGCACUUCGUCAAAGACCGCGAGCAGUGCAUCCAGCGAAUGAAAAUCGAAUGGCAGAAAGACGAACAGGAGUGGAACGAGUACAAAGUCAGCUACGAAGAAAGAAUCGAAGACUUGAAGAUUCUUCGUCAUAAUGCACGAGCGACUGGUACUAACGAUCUGAUCGACGCGGAAGAACGGUAUUCUAAGAAACUCAAAGGUCUGAAUACUGUCAUCGAGGACCUAAAGAAAAAGCUUUCGAAAGCAGCCGGGACCGAGAAACUCGAUGAGCUUACUGCGGAGAACAUCAGCCUCCAAGAAAAGAUCGAUUCCCUGAACAGCCAGAUCGAGCUCGACAAUCAACAAAUCAUCGAUUUGGAGCGCAGAAAAAAUGAUGAACUCGACGCUAAAAUCUCCGAGAUCACUUCACUCAAGGCUGCUGCUGACAGUCAUCAACUGACCGUUUCCGAUUUGAAGUGCACCAUCAGCGCUUUGCGAGAAGAGCUCGACGCUGAACGUGGUCCAGGGCCUAUGAGUCCCAUUAGCGAGAGCACCCAUGUCUUCGAACCGAACAACACGAGGCAGCUAUUCCGAGAUUCGUUACCCGCGGCUUCAAGUCAUAAGAUUAACGAUCUCGAAAUCGAAAACAAGCAGCUCCUCGAGGACAACGAUUCGCUACGACAUCAGAUUGAGAUCGGCAAAGAGAUGCUCUCGAAUUUGCGCAGAGAGAAGUCUGAGUUGCGAGCGGCGCUUGAAAAGACCCAAGAUGAGGACGUGACAUCUGAACUUCAGGAGCAAGUCCAGCAAUACGCUUCCAACUUGUCCUCGAUGAAAGAACAGUACCAGUCACUUGAGAAUCAGCUCGAGGAAGUCCGUCAAGAUAAAAACAGCUUGGCUGAGAAACUUGAGCUCCAAAUUGACCAACUGGCGAGGUCCGAAUCCGAAUGCGACGAGCUCCGACGGUCAGCAGAGCAACUCAAAGAGCGUAUUCACGGCGUGGAAAGAUGCCUGGAAACAUCGGAAAAAGAAAAGCUCGAGGCUCAAAAAGCGCUGGAACUCUUCAAAACAAAAUCAGAAUCGCUGCAAUCUGAUAGUGAGAGAAUGAAGGAGCUCAACCAGGAGCUGACAACUUUGAGAUCUGACUUUUCAACGCACCUCGAAAAGUCAAAGGAGCUGGAGCAAAAACUCUCUGAGAAGAUAAUAACAAUUGAUCUGCAGAGUGAGAAAAUCGACGAGCUUCAACACGAGUUGAACAACGAACGAAUUUCUAAGGAUCACGAGAUAGCAUCACUCGCUGGUGAUUUGGAAAAGCUCAAGGUCUCGCAAAAGGCGUCUGAGGAAGCAUCCGAAAGCGACAAGCAAGAACUUGCGAAUCUGAAGGAUGAUGUUUCGAGCUUGACUUCCGAGAUUGCUGCCAAAGAAGUCGCCAUCAAAAAGCUCGAAGAUGAGCUCGAAUCCAUCAGCUCGUCAAAAUCGGACGCUCUUGAAAAAGCAAAGAACGAUCUUCUUGCUGCUGAAGAAUCUUCAAAGGCCGAUUUGGAGAAGGCGAAGGCCGAUCUGAAACAGGGCCAAGAAGAUCUUAAACAGGCCGAAGAAGAAAUUAAACAGGCCCAAGAAGAUCUGAAACAGCUGAAAGAGACUUCUGACGCCGAGCUCGUCCGAGUCAAGCAGAUCAUGGAGGAAGAAAUCGAAGAGCUCCAAAGCGUUGUCGCCACACUUCGCGAAAAAGCUGAAGCUGAAAUAUCUCCUCCAACUGACUCAGAGGAAGUCGAAAAGCUUCAAGCAGAGAUCGACGAGCUCAAAGAAGCUCUCAAGGACAAGAAUUUUCGAUCGAAGCUGCGAAAACAGCUCGAUAAAGAAAAAGAAGAGUCCGCAUCUCUGCGAAAGAAGCUUGCCAAGAUGGAGCAGCAGCUUCAAGAAAAAGAAGCCACCAUCGAACGGUCGCUCACCUCUUCUUCGAUCGUCAAAGGCGAGCCGAGCUCUAUAGAGCAAUCCAGCACCGAGGACUCAAAGGUGAAAGAUGAGCCCGACGAAGAAUGGGUUCAGCCAAAGCCUCAAACUCCUCUGCAGCGUAUCAAGAACAAGCUGACCGGAAACACUCGAAAGAAACGUCAACUUGCUCCCCAUUCGCCUGAUGCGAUGGAAAACUCUCCAGCUGCUGCUGAGGUCCCAGCUCGCCGAACUCGACGGCAAAGAAAAUAA